This is a messenger RNA of Rotaria sp. Silwood2, 795 nucleotides long. Lineage: Eukaryota; Metazoa; Rotifera; Eurotatoria; Philodinida; Philodinidae. The record is from the annotation of a GenBank genome assembly.
AUGAAUACUAACCAUUAUCUGUCUAAACAUGGAUAUCAAGACAAUAACGAACAGCCUCUCCAUAGCACUGCACAAUGGAUCAUCGGGCAUGCAUCUGAAUUACUUCCAACAUUCGUUCAGGAUACAUUCGAAAGUAUGCAUAACAAUACAAUACAACGAUUCGAUAUGAUUGAAAUAGCUGAUAUCAUAUGCGAUGAAAUUUCCAAUGAAUUUUGUCGAAUUGUUCGUCAGAGUUCAUUUGGUGAAGAAUCUUUCAAAGAUGCUCUCUAUAGGAUGAGCAAAGAAACAGAUACCCAUCGACAACAACUCGCUUGUUUUAGUAUUUAUUCUUGCUUUAAAGAAAUUACAAAUCAAUUUGUAUCAAUGUUGAUGAUAUUUGCCUUACAAGAUGGUAUCGAGUCGAAUUCUGACCGUUCAUUAUUGAACCCAUUCAUUACUAAUAUGCAAAUUCUACCAGACCGAGAACCAGUGGAAUUGCUUUUGUCAGCCAUGAAAUCAGUCUCUCUCUGUCAACGUUUUUAUGCAGCCAAAAUGCUUUAUCGUUUAGCUGUUACUGAUCAAAUUUCAGUUAUCGAACUUCAAGAAUAUUUAAUUACAGUCAUUGAGGAUCCUUGGUCACAUCAAAAAGCUCUGCAUCGUUUCUCGAAAGGAUAUCUCGAUGAUGAAUUGAAGAAUUUACUUCGUCAACUAUUAUUUGAAAAAGUCGACAAUCGACAAAUACCAUUGCCUCCAUUAGACAUUUUUGAUAAAAACAUUCCUUUAACAAUACCGACAGGUAUUUUUUCUGGGCAAUAA